ACAAACUACGACGCCUCUGGUUCUUCUGAUGUACCCAAUGACACAACAGCCUCCGCCCAUCCCAUUCACCCAUUGGCCGGCUUGCUGUUGGUGGAUGAGGAGCCUUUAUCAGUCGUCCAACCAGAUGGCAGGGCUGUGUCAGAGGGGGUGGGCCUGAGAGAGCAGCCUGCCUUCUCCUCCAUACUGACCCUGCUGGCGGAUAAACACCCACUGAGCUUGGUCCGAUCCAAGACCUCGCCAACCAUCAUCAAGGACAACAACCAAACCAGCCUGUGGCCUUCGGUUGCUCCCUUCUCUUCUUCUUCUUCUUCUGUGGAGCUGAGCAGAGACCUGUCUGACAGCUCAGAGACAGCGAUGGAGGAGUUAACUGUGGGAACAUCCAGAGAGACAGGGGUUAAUUUCCCCAAAGACAACGAGACCAGAUUAUCCCAAACAGGGAACCUCACCUUAGCCGACAGGCCUGCACUCACAACAUCACAGGUGUCACCUUUGACCCCUCGAGAGGACACAACGACUGCAUCCCUCCAGCUCACGACCGUGACCACCACAACCAUAGCUUCCACCACAACCACAACACAGCCAAUCACAGAGAGCCCAACCACGACAACAACACGCAGAACCACCACUGCUCCAGCCUCCAGGAGAACACUGUCACCUCCAAUCCCAAAGACCAAACCCAGAGGGACGACCACCCCGUUCCCCUUCACCACCACCACGGAGGCUCCACCCCGGCAGUGCAACGUCACAGAGAAGAUCUGGGUUAAAACAAUUCUGACCAUCCAUGUGAGAAGGAACCGCCUGGACAGCAUCCAGAGACAGAACCUGCGUAGAGGGCUGACCCAGGCUCUGAGUAGAGCUCUGAAUGACACCACUGCCCUGGCUCAGGUGGAGACUGUGUUUGGCUCUCCCAACGUGACGGUGGGCUACCACGUAAUUGGAGCAGACAUGGUGUACCCGCCCUCUGUGGUGGUCGAGGCACUUCACUCCUACGGCCGGGAUAGGCUGAUGGGUGAUGUGCGACAGUUUGUCCCCAUGGUAACGGCGCUGCCCAACACAGCCGCACCAUGGAAACCCAGCCCAGCUAUCAGCCUCCAGCUCAAAACAGUUCUGCGCUUCGUAGGUCCAGGAGAUGACCCGCGUUCCUGUCGGUUCUCGCAGAUGAUGGAACAGAGGCUGGAGAACGUGUUCUCUGAGGCCCAGGCCAAAGUCCUGGACGUCCACACCAGACUCUCUGUCCAGAUGCUGAGUGUUUCUCAGUCAGUGGGUUCUCCUGCUGUGUCUCUGGUCUACAUGGUGAGGAACGGGACCGCCCCUCUCAACGGCACCGCCGCCUCUAACCUCCUGGGUCAGCUGACCGCAGAGAUGGUCGGCUACUUCCUGUUCUACCCACCGCUGGUCAUUGCUGAACCAUUGGAAUACCACAACCUCAAUACCUCCAUCGCUACCAGAGACUUCUGGGUAAUCACAGUCAUCCUGGAUGUGGAUAACUCAUCUCUGGAGAGCCAGUACCAGAGCUUUGCCAGUCUCAUGGAGCAGCGCCUGGCUGAGCUGUUUGUGGUUGCUCGCCAGCAGGGCACUCGCUUCAGGAGAGCCACCACUGUGGACAGCUACACUGUCCAGAUGGUGAGUAUCCGUCGAGUGAUGGGUCAGAAGAACCCAGCAGAGAUGACCUACUACGUUCAGCUGAAUGGUCUUCCCUUACCGGGCACGUCAGCCGCCAAGGUCCUGAACACGCUGGACUCUCAGACCAUGGCCCUCACACUGGGUUACUUCGUUCAGCUGCAGGCUGAACCCGUGGUGAAGAAUCCUCCAAACAAUCUGUGGAUCAUCGCAGCGGUGCUGGCCCCUAUCGCCGUGGUAACGCUCAUCAUCAUCAUCAUCACCGCCGUGCUCUGCCGGAAGAACAAGAGCGACUUCAAAGCCGAUGCCAUGGGCAACCUUAACCCCCGUGUCAAGACGUCAUAUCGGAGGGAUGUUACAGGAUAUUACCACCAGCCUGUCCAGGGGUUUGACUAUGCCAAGCAGCACCUGGGCCGCGUGCAGGGUGGGGAGGGAGAGACCCUCCCCGUGACCCAGGACACCCUGGUGCUGCCCCUGCCCAUCCGGGAAGCCCCCCUCUCCCUCUCCCUGGAGAAGGCCCUGCACCAGGACGGCACCGCCAACAAGAAGACCCUCAACUCGGACAUACGCAAGAGCAGGUUGCCGAGCGAGGACGGUUCCGUCAUCAGCAACGAAUCAGAGAAGCUCAACUCUGGUCGGGGCUCGGUGGCUCAGAAAGUCACAGCACAGCAGAAAUUGACAAAGGAGGAGACACGCAAGAAGAACGAUCCCUACGACACCUCGUUUGGUUCCCUGCAGCUUAUUUCCAUAAAGCCCAUGACUGCUCCGCCCACCUAUUCACACCCCGCCUCCUCUGACCGCAGCCAAGACUCAGCCAUCCUCAAUGGAAAUGGAGAGGUGAACCUAGCUCUGAAGCAGAAGUCCGACAUAGAGCACUACAGGAACAAGCUGAGGCUGAAGGCUAAGAGGAAAGGGUACUAUGACUUCCCCUCAGCGGACGGCAGCGGGAGUGGUAGCAGGGCGCUGGCACAGAGGCAGAGACACGGACAUGAGAGGGCACCUGGAGAGCAUGGCCCACCACUGGAGCCUGAUGAAGACCGAGCAUCCACCUACGUCAAGUCCAGCAGGAGACACUCUCAGGUGAGGCAGCGGACCUAUCGGAGCAGGCAGAGCCUGAACAGCCCGAGUACCGGAGGAACAGAGAUGGACCUGCUGGUUAUGAGGGAGAGACCCAGGAGAGGCAUCAGGAACAGCGGCUAUGACACUGAACCGGAGCUGAUUGAGGAGACCAACGUGGAUCGUCUGAUUGGCCCACGGGGGGGUUAUGUCUGCCCCAGAGGGGUCAAAGGUCACUCAGAGACCUCCACGUUGAGCUCCCAGCCGUCCAUCGACGAGGUACGCCAGCAGAUGCACCUGCUCUUGGAGGAGGCCUUCAGCCUGGCCUCAGGGGGACAAUCCUCCACAGCCGGACGCCACCACCACUCCCAUCAUCCCCACCCCCACCACGGUUACCACCACGGCCACUACAGCCCCGGACCUCCACCCCUGCCCUACUCUGACGUGGUGACCAGUGCCCCGGGAACCAUGAGCCGUGGCCGAGGAGGAGGGCUGCAGUGGAUGCCGGCGUACGGAGCAGACAUGUAUCAGUGCAGCCUCCCCAAACCUGCCUUUAGGUUCACCCAGCUUCCUGACAUGGUUAUGACCUCUCCUCCACCCCCUAUUCCCCCUCGCACCGGCCCCCCUCCUGGGACCUCUCUAAGACGCUCGUCGCCUGACCUGGGGUCCACGGCCAGGAUCUCAGAGUCUGGGACCAACAUGAUGGACAUGCAGACCCAGCAUAAUGACAGCAGCGCCCCCUAUGUCUCUCUCUCCAGAGCAGUACUCCCCUCAGUCCCCCUCUCCAGAGCAGCACUCCCCUCAGUCCCCCUCUCCAGAGCAGCACUCCCCUCAGUCCCCCUCUCUAGAGCAGCACUCCCCUCAGUCCUCCUCUCCAGAGCAGCACUCCCCUCAGUCCCCCUCUCCAGAGCAGCACUCCCCUCAGUCCCCCUCUCCAGAGCAGCACUCCCCUCAGUCCCCCUCUCCAGAGCAGCACUCCCCUCAGUCCCCCUCUCUAGAGCAGCACUCCCCUCAGUCACAGCAGAACAGCCGGUGUUCACCUACUCAGGAAACCCCAUCACAGCGGUGUACGCCAUCCCAGCCUCGCGGUCGGGUUACUCUGAGUACUUUGCCUCCACGCCCCCAUCCUCCUACCACAGCCCAUCCUGGAUGUCCUACCCCCCUGAGCCUGAGGACGUGCCCCCCCAGUGGGCUGACUCUGUGGCUCUCCCGGGGUACGUGGAGGCCUUCCCUCAUCCCCGCUACCCUCAAGGCAGCUCCCCCAGACUCCCCCUACACUACGGUCAGGCCAUGGAGCCACCCCCCACCCCGACCACCGCCACGUCCCAGAAGAGCCUGCCCGAUGCGGGGGAGCCCAGAGACAGAGUCCCCCUCAGCAGUCUCUCCACAUCCGCCCUGGUCCAGGCCAUCCGACAGGAGGUGGCAAAGCUGGCCAAGAAGCAGACAGACAUGUUUGAGUUCCAGGUGUAAUCCCUCUAGUGGCCGGGAGGUGGAAUUGCAGCACUCUCUUUUCUGAACAUGCUGUAACACUAGAGACAAAACAAACUCUCAAACUCAACUUUUUUGACAUUUGUAUAUUAAGACAGAUAAAAGCCUCUUUCUUUCUAUUUCUCUCUCUCUCCCACCUCUCUCAAAGUGGGAAAAUCCCACGUUUCUCUGAUGUGUUUCAUCACCAUGCUGUUAUUUUGGAGUUACUGAAGAGUGAAAGUGUUCUAUCUCAAACUGUCAGUCAUCUCUUCUUAACGAUGUCUCUAUAGUUACAAUACCUGUUUCUUUACAUUGUACAUAUGUCAUCCCCACAUCUAAAGACCUGUAAUAAUGAAAGAAGUCGAGGGCAGGCAGACCGUGGCACUAAAUCCUCCAAACACCGGUUUCGAGGGCAUCACUUUUAUACAAUGUGUUACCAACAUAUUCAAAUAAUGAUUGACAUUAUUUUUUUAAAUUAAUUUAUUCAUACUAUUACAUCCUUCUACAAGAUAUAGUCCCGACACAAAUCUAGCCGGCUUGUCGUUCGUUCUAUCAGUUCGGUUGCUACAGUAGAGAAGCGACACAGAGUCUUUCAGUCAUUUGUUCUAAAUGUUCCGUUUCCAUGCUGGCUGGCAACGUUCUUAUCCCUUUCUUUCCUGUUAGCCAACUAAGGCUAACUUACAGCUAGAAUAACAGCUGGCUGGCAACGUUCUUAUCCCUUUCUUUCCUGUUAGCCAACUAAGGCUAACUUACAGCUAGAAUAACAGCUGGCUGGCAACGUUCUUAUCCCUUUCUUUCCUGUUAGCCAACUAAGGCUAACUUACAGCUAGAAUAACAGCUGGCUGGCAACGUUCUUAUCCCUUUCUUUCCUGUUAGCCAACUAAGGCUAACUUACAGCUAGAAUAACAGCUGGCUGGCAACGUUCUUUUCCCUUUCUUUCCUGUUAGCCAACUAAGGCUAACUUACAGCUAGAAUAACAGCUGGCUGGCAACGUUCUUAUCCCUUUCUUUCCUGUUAGCCAACUAAGGCUAACUUACAGCUAGAAUAACAGCUGGCUGGCAACGUUCUUAUCCCUUUCUUUCCUGUUAGCCAACUAAGGCUAACUUACAGCUAGAAUAACAGCUGGCUGGCAACGUUCUUAUCCCUUUCUUUCCUGUUAGCCAACUAAGGCUAACUUACAGCUAGAAUAACAGCAAAGUAGUUGCAUUUGUUUUAGCUGUUUUCUAGAGAUAUUUAUUUGGAUAAAUCCAUAACAAUGAGCUAAUGAGGCUCGAUUUGUCCUGGCAUACAAAAUGUGCUCACUUGUCAGGACACUGUUGUUCAGAGAGACUAACCAACAACACAGCUAACACAAUCACUUCAAACUGAAGCUGGAAAGACUGCAAACUAGCGGCACUUCGUUUCAUUUGACCUUUUUUCAAUUUACAUUUCUUUGUAUAUAUCCAUAAAAACGAUACCAGCUGAUUCAUGAUUUUGACUUGUUGAGAAACGCUGCCUGUCUGUCUUGUCCCGACUCCCAACAUGUUCAUUACUAUGGGACAGCUGGAGGUUGAAUUUGAAUAUUGAAACAAUGUUGCAAAUGUCGGAGAGACAGACAGCAAGGUUUAUACAAAUCUCUGCUGUUGAAAACUAAAUGUUAGUCUAAAGGAAAUGUGAGACAAUGUCUAGAUGCUUUUUAUAGUGGAGAUUAUGUUUAUAAAUUGCUUGGCUGGGAUGAUGAGACAGUGGAUUGCGCAGUCAUAUGGAACAGAGUAAAUAGACAUUUUAACAUCAUAGAUUUAGCCGGUGGUAACUUGUGGAAUAGACAUGCGGUUUUAACCAAUCAGCAUUCAGGAUUAGACCCACCCGUUGUAUAAUGUGUAUAUAUAAGCAUGUAAAGGGAUGCCAUGUAUCUUAGCUCUUUUUAUAGAACAAGUCCAUUUCAACUAAAAGAGAGACUUCUGUUUUAUUGUCAUCUCCAAUGGCCCUGAGUAUUCCAUCCUCUGACUGAGAGGGGAUUUAGCUUAUGUUCUUCAAUGACAAUUGAGAUCUGAGUCAGAUUCCCUUUUCCUGUGCUCAGCCAUGUCUUCUAAGUAUCAUUUCAAGCAGUUUGAAAACAACAUGACCACAAAUUACAUUGGACCACAAAUUAGGCACAAUUGAAGUCAGUAGAUUUAAAGAAGGGUGUUGAUUUUCUCCUAUGAAAAGGAGGUGCUGGUAUUGUAUAUGAAUGGAUAUGAAUAGUGAGUUGAGAUCUGACACCAUGUUUGGAAGACACACCUGUCAGAACACAUGUGCCUCAUAAACUGUGAUUAUUGUGUCGACAAACACUUGAAUCUGAAGGAUGCCAACAACAAUUUCACUUGUUUCUUGACGAUGCCUCCAAACUGCCUUUCACAACGUGAACAUGAUCAGAAAUCCAGUACUGUAGCCCUUUUCUUGGACACAGUAAAGUUGGACUGGGUUUAACACAACUGUAAAUGUAAUGUGUUUCUUAACAGAAAGGAGAGAGGACACUUUAAAUGCUGACACAGUGCUCAGUUAGAUUUCUCUUUUCUUUAGAAAUCAAAGAAAUCAUAAAUUGGCCACAGAAUCCACUCAGCAAAUGUUAGAGAAAGUAUGUAUUGCACUGUAAUGAUUCUAUAUAACAGAGUGUCAUAUCUGUGUUCUACACAAUACAUUUCUACAUUCUGUAAUGUUUUUUCUUCUAGUAAUGAUCAGAUAAGACAAAAAGCAGACUGACUCUUUGACAUUUUAGGACUGGAGAUGUGCAUCUCUGGUUUAAUGCACAAUAUCCCCAGGAUUGAUGGCACAAGGUCCUCUAGUAGGUAUAAUGAUACUAUACAGUUCAUAUGGACAGUGGUGGACUGGGACACUGUUAACUACAUAGAUAUUAGUUUGACCUUUGAAGACCAAGGUGCUCUGUCAGCAGUGCAUUCUUUACAUCAUAUUGUGAAUGUCGAUCCCAAUGACUUUGAUCUCCUCCUUGAUGAUUGUACUGUAACUUUUUAUUUUUAACGAGAACCAGCUCAAAUGCACUUUAUGCUAUAGGUGUAUGUCUGUUAUGUUAACUGUUGCUGGACAGGAAGGUGAAACGGUUAGGGCAGCUCCCAGUCCUAAGUUUGGUCCUCUACAUGGAGUCUGGCUUUCAUUCUCUCGUUCCCAGUGAGUGAACACACCUUGUCUGAAGCUCCUUUUCAGUACAGUAUUCAUACAGUGGCCCUUGGUAUUCUAAUGGGUGGACAAGACAUGCAUGAGUCUACACAUGGAAACCAAGGCUGAGAUGAGCCUGGUUUGAUUAUCUUUGAUAAGAGGAACAAGUGAGAGGGGGAAGAGUGUAAUCGUUUUGGUCACAGUAUACCAAAGGAUGGGUGGAAGAGCAUAUCACCUCACACAUCAUAGGUGGUAUUGCAACACAAAAAUAAACUGUUCAAAUGAAAAGUUGUCCCAAAAAUGUAACACAUUUUCUCCUUCUGUGUUUAUCAUGACGACACAUUAUUGCAUUAUUUCAGAUGUAGGUUAUAGUUUUUCACCCUGAUUUCCUUUUUUACUGACCCCCUGUACAGUAGAGUUUCUGUUUCAGAUGCACCCUGGGAGAUUGAGUUUUCCAGCCCGUCCUGUGUGUCUGAGUGUAAAUAGGAGAGGAAUACUCUCUCUUACUGUAACUCCAAACCAGAACUCUGUUGCUUUUCUGUUUCCAGCAUCUCUUUUGCUGAUGGACUGACAACACUCAUGGUUGAGGAUGGACGGUUAUGUUAUCAUAUAGCUGCAGUAUUGUAAAAUGAAACCCUUUCUGUCUGUUCUGUAGAUGCUGACCAGUUUUGUGAUGAAAUGAACACUUUUCACAUUUGAAUGCUGAUACAUCAGUCUGAAGAGAGAAACAGGAUGGCAGAUUAUGCGAUUUGAAUCUUUGCAGAUUAACUCAAUAAAAGGGAUGACAGAUUGGCUGUUUGAUGAAGAAUGUGGUUUGUGACUUUAAUAUAUGAUUUACUUAUGAACAUAAAUAGUUGUUAGUCAAGGUAAUUCUGAUGAGAUACAAUCAUUAUAGUUUUUUCCCUGAUUUGAAUCCUUCUCUUCUCAGUUGUUGGAUGACAGAUGUAUGAAGGUUGCUUAGGAAGUAAUCUAUAAUGGGAGGGAAAGAGAAUCAAUCAAUUUAUAAAAGUGUUGGCACUAAUUUUCCAAAUAGGUCUAACAUUGUAAUAGACAACAGCAUCAGACCCCCCAAACUGUCUGUCUGUCACAUAGACCUAGAUAGGUCUACAAUACGAAACAGCGCGUUGAAAGUCAGAUUGUCAUAUGAAAAAAAUAGCACUGUAUUUUACAUCUCCCGUGAUCUAAAGGCUCUCCCAUCUGCUCUCCCAACUCCAACUCCAUCAUCAGGAUAGCCAGCUCGUUGACUUCGUCCAUUUCGCUCCUCCUGGCCACAUGGAUACCGGUCGGUGGACUAAACACCUCCAGAGGUUGGUAGUUGUUCACCACUAGGAUGCCCGUGUCAGGCCACCGCUCCGUGUCUCUAACAGGCUGCUGCUGCUUCUGCUGCGCAUUGCAAUGAUUAUGGUCCUGCAAAAUGGAGGUCCAAAUAUCCCCGCAUGCGUUGGACUGGUCAUAGAGAGAGGGGAAGAAUCUGGAUUUGUUGGCAUUCAUCUUGUUUUCACUUUUCAGUAGGUCAUGAAUUCAGAUUUGUUUGGAUUCGAAAGAUGAAUGCACCUGGUGGUUCUGGAACCAUUACCUCAAGUUCUUCAUGUUCUAAACCUUUUGUUGCAUUGUAAUGUGUGCAGUAGGCUAAACCAGUAGGCUAAACCAGUAGGCUAAACCAGUAGGCUAAGCCAGUAGGCUAAACCAGUAGGCUAAACCAGUAGAAUAAACCAGUAGGCUAAACCAGUAGGCCAAACCAGUAGGCUAAACCAGUAGGCUAAACCAGUAGGCUAAACCAGUAGGCUAAGCCAGUAGGCCAAACCAGUAGGCUAAACCAGUAGGCUAAGCCAGUAGGCCAAACCAGUAGGCUAAACCAGUAGGCUAAACCAGUAGGCUAAGCCAGUAGGCCAAACCAGUAGGCUAAACCAGUAGGCUAAACCAGUAGGCGAAGCCAGUAGGCUAAACCAGUAGGCCAAACCAGUAGGCUAAACCAGUAGGCUAAACCAGUAGGCUAAACCAGUAGGCUAAGCCAGUAGGCUAAGCCAGUAGGCUAAACCAGUAGGCUAAACCAGUAGGCUAAGCCUAAUGCUAAAAGGAAACAUUUAAUCAAUACAUUAAUUCACCCUAUUGCAGGAGAACUUUCCUUCAAAAUAAAAUAAAAAGGCUUCUGGAGUUUGUACAUUUCAGACUUGAUAAUCCCUUAUGAAAAAUGUAUCAACCCCUACACAAAUGUAUUAUAAUCCACAUAAUAAUUAACAUUUCCUGUUGGCGCAUAAGAAUCUCUGAAAAUAUGAUAUAAUGAGCACAUCAAGUGUAAGUUAUUUAUAAUAAAGUUGGAUUCUAUUGUAUGUGGCCUUUCUAAUCCACUAUCAGGUGUUGUUGUCACUAAGUUGAUCUGUCAAUGGCAACAUGUAGUGUCAAAGGUGAUCAAGGUGUCUUUUGCAAGGCAGCUCUGUAUCUCACAAUGACACAACAAUUCAACUAAACGGCAGCAUAGUAGCAUAGAAAUACACUAAAGACAAAAUAAAUAGACAAAACACAAUCAUGAAAAACAACCAUUGGACAAGUUCAGGUAGUACCUCCCGUUUGGAAGUGCUUCAAUCUGUUUUGUGUCUAAUUAACAUUUACGUCCCUGUUGUAAAGAGGUUAGGUACACACUCGUUAACGUUGUCUUAGUCUUGUAACAACAAGGUUUACAGACAGCAUUGGUUUCAGAUGAAGUUAUUGAAACAAUAGUAUACAUUUAUAAAGUAUUCAAAACUUUAUUGGUAUGUAAACACAUGACAUUAACACAUUCAAAUGACUGAGGAUCAGCGUCAACAACCCAGGAGGCCAAAGAUAUCAUGUCUCAAUAUUACUGUUGUAAAACACAGACAUUCUUUGGAAUUACACAGAAUGGAAUUUCACAUAACAAUAAAAGAAGGUUCCUUUGAAUCACUAAUCAAUUUGACUGUAGAAUUGUUGGUUUAGAUUCAAAUGAACUGUGCAGUUCCAGCGAACCAGACCUGGCUGACUGGCUUUCCCUCAUGUCUCUGUCACGUACAUGAAAGAUAAAUGCAGCCACCCACACACACCAUGGCAUUAAACAGUAGGUCAUGAAUUCAGAUGUGUUUGAUGUGAAAGGUGAAUAAACCUGGUGGUUCUGGAAACUUAGGAUAUUUUUGUUAAGGCAAAUAUAGGUGUUAUAUCUAAACGUUAGCCUACAAUUGGCCCAAAAACUCCCUUCAAAAUGGAUUGUAUUGUUGCCAACUUGGUUCCCUCUCUCUUUUGGUCACAAGGAUUGUAGUCUACACAUGCCAUCUCCUGAAAGAUGUGUUUGAUAUGGCCUUUGGCCACCUUUCCUUCCAGUUCUCUGCUGCCAAUGACUGGAACGAAUUGCAAAAAUCACUGAAGCUGGAGACAUAUCUCCCUCUCUAACUUUA
Molecule: messenger RNA, 10679 nt
Organism: Oncorhynchus kisutch (coho salmon)
Lineage: Eukaryota; Metazoa; Chordata; Actinopteri; Salmoniformes; Salmonidae
Product: UPF0606 protein KIAA1549L
Exons: 21
Coding region: 355-4146 (1263 amino acids)
Source: RefSeq, a predicted model, not a curated record